This is a messenger RNA of Pseudovirgaria hyperparasitica, 1155 nucleotides long. RefSeq lists its product as uncharacterized. NCBI's taxonomy places the organism in Eukaryota, Fungi, Ascomycota, Dothideomycetes, Acrospermales, Acrospermaceae. The record is from RefSeq and is a predicted model, not a curated record. The transcript has a single exon. Bases 334 to 1041 code for a protein of 235 amino acids.
GAGGUGUCUCCUGGUGCGACUUUAGAACAACAUAACACAAUCUCACUCCUUACCACACUAAUUCGCGCUUACUUUCAGAACAAACCUGUCUAAAGCCUACGCUCCUUAUUACACUCUAAUCUAUGAUACUUUUAGUCUAGGAUCCUGAGAUUGGCGCAUAUUCCGCAGUCUGUCCAAGCGCUCUAUAUCCUCGGCAUCAGAUCACGAGACUAGUCACAAACGGCGAUAUCAAACAGACAACGAAAAUAUCAAUCGACUGUACCAGGACCAACAGGAACAUUAGGACCAUCCCUCACUAUCGGCCUUAUCUGAGCGUCAAACGCGGUCGCAGUCAUGCAGCCUCGCACAGCCCUCUCCCUCCUCCUCUCCAUUACCCUCAUCUUCACAAUCUACACCCUCUACUCCCACUCAGACGCCUACUCCGCCCUCCCAGCCGAAUCCCCGCGCUCAUUUGAAUCUCUUUCCUCCCUCUCUUUCACGCUCGAGCAAGUCACAACAGCCAAAGUCCCCACCAUGCGCGUGCACCUGCGCAACUCCUCUCCACACGCCUUCACAAUCCUGACCUGGGGCACCCCCUUGGACGCCACCGCGCUAUCCCAGCAGAUCUUCACUUUCACGCCGCUCGACCUGGCCGCGCCCAAAGUCUCCGUGCCCAACGUCCAAAUCUCGCGCGUACAACCGCCUCCACGCGCUGACUUUCUCGAGAUCCCGCCCCAUAAGGAAGUCGUCAAGGAUAUCCCCCUGACAGAGAAAUGGAUCCCACGAACCAAGUUGCGCAUCGGUGCGACGGGGCGCUGGCACGCAGUGUGGGAAAAGGCGCUGAAGGAUAUGCCCCGCGGCGAUCUGGACAAGCUGACGAACUCUAUGCGGGAUGAAUUUCAUGUGCGAGAGGCAGAGUUUGAUCUGAGUGUGCAAAGGCCCGGGACGCCGGCGGAGGCGGCGAAGGGACCGGGUGGGGAGGGGAAGAUUGUUGACCCUGAGGCGAAGAAGGUCGAAGAUGAGGAAGGGAAGUAUGGAAAGGGUGAAGGGCUGUUGAUAUGACGCGGUGCGAUAGCAUUAUUUGUAUAUAUUGACGUGACAAGGUCGGCGGCAUGGUAAAUAUGGACAGAAUCCUUAUAGUUAAGUCAUUCGCACGUCGUUUCUCGAUUUUGUCAG